GGCAGCCGUCAGUCCGAAUGGAAGCCAUCUUUCUUUGGGAUCCGGACAACUAUAGCGUCAUUUACGAAAUAAAAAUUAGCAUAUAAAUCUCCUGCAGAAUUAUCGUCUAAGAGCAGAAUGCGCACUUCAGCUCUCCUUACACUCUUUUUCAGUUUCUUCUUCGUUAUUGAGAUGGCAUUUUGUAUGCCUUUAUCAAUGCCAGCUUGGGUUCAAGUUUAUGCUCCUGAUACUCGUGAUAUUCUCGGUUCACAGAACAAGCGCAUCAUGGACCCUGUAACUGGCCCUAUUGGAAUGUCCCUCAGGAAGCUAGGCAGGCCAGCCUUGCGUGAAAUGCAAUUGCAGAUCGACGACUAUUGUUCUAAAUUUCCGUGUCCCGCGCCAAGAGGGACAUCCGAAAUUUAAUAUUUAUACCAGACAGCAAGAGUUGUCCUUGCGGCUUUGCAAGACCCUUUAAUUGUAUACCCUUCGGACUGUUGUACUGGCAAGCAUACUGUGUUUCAGUCCAUCUGUUGUCGUCCUAACAUUUCAAAUUAUUUGCA
Molecule: messenger RNA, 539 nt
Organism: Suillus subalutaceus
Lineage: Eukaryota; Fungi; Basidiomycota; Agaricomycetes; Boletales; Suillaceae
Exons: 4
Coding region: 118-402 (94 amino acids)
Source: RefSeq, a predicted model, not a curated record